Molecule: messenger RNA, 1647 nt
Organism: Lachancea fermentati
Lineage: Eukaryota; Fungi; Ascomycota; Saccharomycetes; Saccharomycetales; Saccharomycetaceae
Source: the annotation of a GenBank genome assembly
AUGGGAGAUAAUCAUCGUCAACUGGCUAAGCAUGACGUGCGCCCGUUCUGUUUGUUGGUGGUUUUAUAUUUCCUGCAAGGUAUUCCUGUCGGUCUUGCCUUCGGAACUGUACCAUUUCUACUUAAAUCAAUGGCAAAGGACACUACGUUUACCGAACUUGGGCUAUUUAGCAUGGCAACCUAUCCAUAUUCACUGAAAAUUCUCUGGUCCCCUAUUGUGGACUCAUUCUACAGUUCUAAAAUAGGGAGGCGUCGCUCUUGGAUCAUUCCAGUGCAACUCAUCAGUGGCCUUAUGUUAUGGCUCUUGGGUUUUUUAAUAUCACACAAUUGGGUUUUUGCAGGUGUUGAUAAUGCCUACAAGAAUUCUGAUGUUCCAAUUGAUGUCACGGGAAAGCAUCUAAAUAUUUCUAGCCUCACACUUUGCUUUCUUCUCUUGGUCUUCCUUUGUGCAACUCAGGAUAUUGCAGUGGAUGGUUGGGCUCUCGAAAUUCUCUCCAAGCAAUCUUUAUCAUAUGCUUCAACUGCUCAAACAAUUGGACUUAACACAGGCUACUUUUUGUCUUUUACCAUUUUCUUGACAUUCAACUCUGGUGACUUCAUCAAUAAAUACAUCAGAAGUUCGCCAAAAGAAUAUGGCAUAAUAAGCUUCAGCAAUUAUUUACAGCUUGCGGGCAUUCUUUAUGUUGCUGUCACUCUUUAUGUGAUGUUUUUCACCAAAGAACGUCCCUCCACAGGCAUGAUUCUCCCAACAAAUACAAAAAAGAGUGAUGAGAAAGAUCUUUUGCAAGUUGAGUACAACUCGGAUAUAGUUGGUUCAACGGAUAAUACUCGCUUGACUGAUGUCUACACAGCUUUCUGGAAGAUCUUGAAGUUACCAAGCGUUCAAAGUCUCAUGACAAUACAUUUUGUUUCAAAGUUUGCAUUUCAAUGCAAUGAAGGGGCCACAAAUUUGAAAUUAUUGGAGAGAGGGUUCAAAAGAGAAGAUCUUGCGAUCACUGUCCUCAUAGACUUUCCGUUUGAGAUAAUAUUUGGUUACUACGUCGCAAAAUGGAGCACCUACAUCCGCCAUGAGGUUAGCAGCACAGAGACAAGCAACAAGUUGGUCAAGUUUUUGGUGGGAGAAACUGGGGUUCUGACCCCUUGGUUGUGGGGUUUCCUGGGUCGCUUAACCGCGGCAAUCAUGGGCAAUUACCUAGUUUCUCAAUUUCCAUCGGAUGGAAAGAUAACUCGAGGGUAUUUCUUUCUCGUAAUUUUCCAGCAUUUACUGGGCUCUUUUAUGUCAACUGUCCAAUUUGUUGGUAUUUCAGCGUUCCAUACAAGAAUUGCUGAUCCUGUCAUUGGUGGUACUUAUAUGACUUUACUAAACACGCUGAGUAAUCUGGGAGGUACAUGGCCACGUCUCCUAAUCAUGUACAUGAUUGAUACUUUGACCAAUGUUGAAUGUGACAUUAAUGGUUUAACAGAGGAAUUACCAAUGGGAAAAGCGGAGUGCAUUUCGAAAGGCGGCAAGGUAAUUGUAUUGCGAGAUGGAUAUUACAUCACUAACAUCAUCUGUAUUAUAAUUGGCAUUAUCCUCUAUUUUGGAUUCAUAAAAAAGAGUGCUCUGCGCUUGCAAAAAAUGCCCAUCACUUCUUGGAGAUGCCUGUAA